AUGGAAGGUGAAUUUUUAAAUAAUAAAAGCUCCAGUGUUGUAAAGAAAGAAAAUGUAGUAAACUAUUUUUUCUUUGAAAAUGGAAUUGCUCUUUCAAUUGAACCAAAAGAGUAUUGGGCACCAUUUGUAGAUGGAAUAAAAAAAGAACUAAAAACAAAUUAUAUCAUUAAGUACUGUAGUUGCAAUUCAUUAAAAUCAAAAACAAGUGAUGGUAUAGAAGUUGGAGCGUUGAGAUUGGCAAAUGAAAUUUGUAAUGACCUUAAAGAUACUAAAAGUAAAAGAGGAGAUGAGAAAUAUAAAAUUCAUUUUAUUGGACAUUCACUUGGUGGAGUAUAUUUCCGGUUAGCAAUUCCUAUAUUAUUUAAUCGUAAUAUAUUUAAUAAUCCAAAUUAUAUCCCAUUCAGUUUUAUUACUUUAGAAUCACCUCAUGCUGGUGUUAAGAAAUCACAAACAGGAUUUAAACCUUUCUUUGGAAAUGUUUUUGAAGGAGAAACACUUAAUGAAUUAGAGCUAAAUGAUCGUCCUUUUCCACCAUAUGAUCCAUUAUGUUUAGAUGAAUAUCCUUUAUUGUUAAGAAUGGUUGAAGAUGAUGUUAUUGCUCCAUUAAAAAAGUUUAAGCAUCUCACUUUAGUCCAAAACAUUAGAGCAUCACCACAAGUACCCUAUGUAUCUUCUGCACUUGAUCGGGCAAUUCCUUAUGACAGAGACUUUUUACAAGAUCAAUUCCUAUUAGAUGGAUUUGAUUUCUUAAGAGGAUACAACGAUAUCGUUGAUGGUUGUACUAAACAUUACCAAUUACAAAAUGAACAUGGAGAUAUAUUUGAAGAAAGGGUAGACGGUUGUAUUAUUCAUGACCGUAUAAUUAAACAACUUAACACAUUAAAUUGGAGACGAUUAAAUGUUCAUUUUAGAACAAAAUCAAAUGAUGCUCAUAUAUUCAUUAUGGGCCAAAUGAAUAGAAAAAAAUUAUUUAAAAAUUGGGGAAAUGAAGAUGUUGAGCGAUACCUGGAUGUAAUAGCAAAGAUUAUCAAAAGAGAUAUCGACAUUGAAAAUAACACUGCAGAAAUAAAUCCUUCUCUUAUUGAAGAAGUUAAUGAACCAAUAAAAUCGGAUGACCAACCUUUUAAAGAAGAGAAAUUGAUUGAUAUUCCUCAGUCAACUCAAAUUACUCAACAAAUUGACAAAGAUCAAACUCAAUUACUUUAG
Entamoeba dispar SAW760 is the source of this 1206-nucleotide messenger RNA. RefSeq lists its product as uncharacterized. The record is from RefSeq and is a predicted model, not a curated record. The transcript is spliced from 2 exons. Bases 1 to 1206 code for a protein of 401 amino acids. NCBI's taxonomy places the organism in Eukaryota, Evosea, Mastigamoebida, Endamoebidae.